Molecule: messenger RNA, 3214 nt
Organism: Alligator mississippiensis (American alligator)
Lineage: Eukaryota; Metazoa; Chordata; Crocodylia; Alligatoridae
Gene: PHF8
Product: PHD finger protein 8
Exons: 21
Coding region: 129-3008 (959 amino acids)
Biological process (GO): protein demethylation; regulation of transcription by RNA polymerase II
Molecular function (GO): histone demethylase activity; transcription coregulator activity
Source: RefSeq, a predicted model, not a curated record
UUGGGGGGUAUUUGUGAGGGGAGGGGGCAGGGGGUCACUGGGGGGUUGGGAUAUCAGGGGCACCCAGGGACAGGGCAGGCCCCCCCCAUCCCUGCCCCCUCCCCCACAGUCCCAACUUCAGGGCCGCCAUGGCCUCAGUGCCUGUAUACUGCCUCUGCCGCCUGCCCUAUGAUGUGACCCGCUUCAUGAUUGAGUGUGAUGCCUGCCAGGAUUGGUUCCAUGGCAGCUGUGUGGGGGUGGAGGAGGACAUGGCGGCUGAGAUUGACCUCUACCAUUGUCCCAAUUGCCAGGUGCUGCAUGGACCCUCUGUCAUGAAGCGACGUCGUGGCCCCCAGAGGCAGCCAGAUGGGACGCUGGGCAGAGAUGCUGGCCGGGCUGUGCGCACAGGCAGCGCGCAGUUCAUCAAAGAGCUGCGGAGCCGGACCUUUCCCAGUGCUGAUGAGAUCCUGCUGCGGCCGAGUGGGUCACAGCUGACCGUUGAGUACCUGGAGGAGAACAGCUUCAGCGUCCCCAUCCUGGUGGCCAAGAAGGAUGGGCUGGGCAUGACCCUGCCUCCUCCCACCUUCACCGCCCACGACAUUGAGCACUAUGUGGGAGCAGACAAAGAGAUUGAUGUGAUUGAUGUGGCACGCCAGGCUGGUUGCCGCAUGCGUCUGGGCGACUUUGUGGAUUAUUUCUGUGGUGCUGCACGUGACAAGGUGCUCAAUGUCAUCAGCCUCGAGUUCUCUGACACCCGGCUGUCAAACCUGGUGGAAACACCACGCCUGGUGCGGAAGCUGUCGUGGGUGGAGAACUUAUGGCCGGGUGAGGCUGUGUUUGAGCGGCCCAGUGUGCAGAAGUACUGCCUGCUGGGGGCGCGCGGCAGUUACACAGACUGGCAUGUGGACUGCGGGGGCACCUCCGUCUGGUACCAUGUUCUCCGGGGAGAGAAGAUUUUCUACCUGGUGCGCCCGACACUGGCCAACCUGGCGCUGUUUGAGACCUGGAGCAGUUCAUCCAGCCAGAGCGAGACCUUCUUUGGGGACCAGGCUGACCGAUGCUACCGCUGCCCCCUGCGCCAGGGCCAGACCCUCUUCAUCCCCACUGGCUGGAUCCAUGCGGUGCUGACACCAGUUGACUGCUUGGCCUUCGGGGGCAACUUCCUCCACAGCCUUAACAUCGAGAUGCAGCUCAAGGCCUAUGAGAUUGAACGGCGCCUGAGCACGGCUGACCUCUUCCGCUUCCCCAACUUUGAAACCAUCUGCUGGUAUGUGGGCAAACAUCUGCUGGACACCUUCCGAGGGCUCCGGGAGAACCGCCGGCAUCCAGCCACCUAUCUGCUGCAUGGGGCCAAGGCCCUGGCUACCGCCUUCCGCUCCUGGACUCGGAAAGAGGUAUUGGCGGAGCAUGAGGAUGAGAUCCCCAGCACAGUGCGCCCGGCACAGCUCAUCAAAGACCUGGCUAAGGAGAUCCGGCUGGCUGAGGACCUCCUCCAGCAGAGUCUAGGCAAGGGGGGGAGCCCGUUUGGGGUGGGCCGGGGCCCCCCACUGGCAACUCUGUCGGCCCCACUCCCUGCUCGCUGGGCUGACCCCACCUCCCAGGAUGGCGCCAAGGAGGGGGGACGCAAGGGAGCCCUGCCUGGCCCCCCCCAGCACCUGGAGCUGCCUGAUGCCCCUGGCUCAGAGGAGGGAGACCCACCAAGCUCCAGUCUGGAGGAGACUGAUCCAGAGUCGGAACCGCCAGAGGCCGAUGAUGGGGACUUAGUGCUGGCCAAUGGCAGGACACCCAGGACGAAGAGGACCCAAGCAUCUAGGCGGUGGCAGCCACGCUCCUGCUCCCCGCCCAGCCCCCCUGGCCUUGACCUGGACUCUGAGGAGGAUCUGCAGAUUGAUGAGGCCCCCCCUCCCCAUGAGCGCCAGGCCCUGGGGUUCCCCCAGCGGCUGCCCAAGUUCCCACGGAAAUUGCCUCGUGCCAAGCCCUGCUCAGAUCCCAACCGGGUGCGAGAGCCUGGCGAGGUAGAGUUUGACAUUGAGGAGGACUACACCACAGAGGAGGAAGAGGAGGGGGCAGAGCUGGAGGAUCCCGAGGGUGGAGCCAGUGCAGCUGGGCUCCUGGACCUGCUCAAGGCCAGCCGCCAGGUGGGCGGGGCUGACUAUGAUGCUCUCAGCGAGCCGCCGGCAUCCCCUAGCACACAGGAGGCGAUCCAGGGCAUGCUGCGCAUGGCCAACCUACCAGGCGCUGGCCCCGCCCCCAGCACUGCCAGCCUGCAGGCCUGGUGGGCGGGGGGGGGGCCAGAGCGGGGGCCUCCCAAGCGUCCCCCCCGCCACCCCCCCAAGCGCCCGGCCUCCCGCAGCUCGGAGAGUGAGGACGAGGCCCCCAGCCCUGACGAACAUGACAGCCUGGGUGCCUGCUUCAAGGACGCGGAGUACAUUUACCCCUCCCUGGAGUCAGACGAGGAUGACCCAGCCCUGAAAUCGCUACCAAAGAAGAAGAAAAGUACUGAUGACGCCCCCUGGAGCCCCAAAGCCCGGGUGACCCCAACGCUACCCAGGCAGGCACGGCCCGUGCGGGAGGGCACCCGCGUUGCCUCCGUGGAGACUGGGCUGGCAGCUGCCGCAGCCAAGCUGGCCCAGCAGGAGCACCAGCGACUGCAGCGCAGGAGGAACCUGGCAGGGGCCCAGCACCGCACCCCAUCCCCCCAGGACACGGAGCCUGAGCCUGAACCAGAGCCUGAGGCGGAGCCAGCACCCCCUGAGCCCCCACCAGUGCCCAUCCCCACCCCACCGGUGCCUGCUAGCCUAGCCGACCAUGAAUACACAGUGCGCCCAGGGGGCCUGGGCCCCAUGCUCCCUGCCAGGCCCUCACCCCCCAUGGCUCCCGGCGUCUUUCUGAGCCAGCGCCGUGCCCCGGCUGGCACCCCUGCUGCCCUCCCCUGUCAGGGCAAGCGCCCUAAGAAGGGGUUGGCAACAGCAAAGCAACGUCUAGGCCGCAUCCUCAAGAUCCAUCGCAAUGGCAAGCUGUUGCUCUGAGCCCCCUACCUGGCCCAAAGGUGGGGGGGAGGAGGGGGGGUCCUGCCUGAGCUCCCUGCUACCCCCUCCCUUGCCAGGGCUGGGCUCCACGCCUGGAGUGUCGUUUCCCCCUUCCUCAACUUUUUUAGGCUUCCAUAGCUCCGGGUGUUCGCAAAAUGGACCGCGAGUUUUUAUAUUCAGGGUUAGAAUAAAAGGAAAAGCCACAA